AUGAUUUCGUUGAAUCGCCUAAUAUUUAUAUAUUUUAUUCUUCAAUGUUACAACUCAAUAGUUGCUUCGAUCGAUUACGGAUCGGCUGCUGAUUGCCCGAAAGCAACGAAAUAUGGCACCGGGCCGCCGGCUGAUUGCGUUCAGCCGAGCGAUCCCAACAAUCUGCCGAAAUCCGAGCUCGAAUCAUGGUUCACAAAAGAAAUGUUUGAGGACCUUUUCCCGUUCUCGAACCUCGGCUGGGGACCACACAGUUGUUGGCCGUACUCGUACGAAGCGUUCAUCAUCGCCGCGCGCUAUUUCCCCGAAUUUGGAACAUCGAUCAAUGUGACGAAUCAGAUCUACACUGCCGAUGAGAAUAAGAAGCGAGACUUGGCGGCAUUUUUCGCGCACGCCAUCCAGGAGACUGGCGAAAAUAAUAUCGCGCUCUAUGACACCAUGGAAACGCAAGAAGCCUCGAAUUGCUUCUAUCGAGGAGGAUUCUACAAUUGGUUCGAAGGCGGUCCGACGAGCUCGUUCCUCGAUCCCAAGACUCCCGGCUAUCAGCCGAUCGAUGGCAACUCGUGCAGCGCGGCGGGAAAGUAUUGCUUGGAUUCACCGCAAAUCACCUACUUCUACGCGUGCUCGACACGCAACUCGACGAACGAGGCGGCGCCGUUCCGCGGAUGCUAUUUCGGUCGCGGCGCAAUCCAAAUCUCCUACAACUACAAUUAUGGGCAAUUUCAAGAUUGGCUCGCCACGCGCAACAUUCGCGUCGAUUUGUUGAACGAGCCGAAUCUGGUGAUGACGAAAAUGGAUCCGCCGCUCGCGGUUCUCGCGUCCGUCUGGUUCUACAUGACGCCGCAGCCGCCGAAGCCGGCGAUGCACGACAUCGUGAUGGGCAACUGGAAUAGCGGCGCGACGAACGCGGCGGCUGGAUACGCCGGACCGAUUUUCGGACCGACGAGUCUCAUCAUCAACAAUGAGUGCUCCGGCGAAGACGCCGCCAAUCCCGGUGGUCCCGGCGAAUCGCGGCGAAUCAAGGCGUUCAAAUGGUUUUGCGGCUAUUUCGCCGUCCCAACCGGCGCCGACGUGACGCUCUCAUGCAAAAAUAUGCCUGUGCCACUUGAUCAAAUCAAACAGAAUCUCAGCUGGCAGCCGGACUGGUCGACGACGUGGAAAGAGGUGCCGUGUCAGUGUGCUCCGGCGAGCUAUGGAGGAUUGAUCUACUACUAUGAUCCCGAGUUCUACCCAGCGAAGUUCGCCGAUCUCAAUGAUCACAACCGUCUGAAAUGCAUUGCCAGCGUCUACGCGAAUCCGCAAAUGUAUUCGAUGGACAAUAAGUCAUCACCAUGCUUAAAUUAUUGA
This is a messenger RNA of Caenorhabditis bovis, 1344 nucleotides long. The record is from the annotation of a GenBank genome assembly. NCBI's taxonomy places the organism in Eukaryota, Metazoa, Nematoda, Chromadorea, Rhabditida, Rhabditidae.